AUGAGAGUGUACCCCAAUAAGGUGGGGCUGUUUGGUGCUCCUGCGCAGAUACACUCGCCCAGCCCAGUGCAACACAGGGUGGCGUACCAGGGCGUGCCGGGGGCAUACAGUGAGAGCGCAGCGCGCAAAGCGUGCCCUGACGCCGAGCCUCUACCCUGCGACCAAUUUGAGGUGGCCUUCCAGGCGCUGACUCAGUGGCUGGCGGACACCGCUGUGCUGCCCAUUGAAAACUCCGUCGGGGGCUCCAUCCACACCGUCUUCGAUCUGCUCAUAAAGUACCGCCUGCACAUAGUGGGGGAGGUGUCGGUGGAUGUGAGGCACUGCCUGAUGGCGCUGCCGGGAGUGAGGAAGAAGGAUCUUCGCCGCGUGCAGAGCCACCCGCAGGCGCUCAGCCAGUGCGACCUCUACCUGUCCUCCAUGACCGGCGUCGUGCGCGAAGCCGUCUCCGACACCGCCGGCGCCGCGCAGACCAUCGCGCAGAACAACAUGAGGGACGUAGCGGCCAUCGCCAGUGAGAGGGCGGCGGAGUUGUACGGGAUGGAUAUUCUGGACCGGGGCAUUCAGGAUGCACGAGACAAUGUUACGCGCUUCAUUGUGCUGUCACGAGACCCCCUCAUAGCGCUCCCCGACGAAUCGCGCACCUUCAAAACCUCCAUCACGUCGGUGGUCUUCUCGGUGAUGGAGGGCCCGGGGCAGUUGUUCAAGGCGCUCAGCGUGUUUGCGCUGCGUGACCUGGACAUGACUAAGAUCGAGUCGCGCCCCAUGCGCAGCAACCCCGUCCAGCUCGCCAACGGCACAGUGGGUGGCCGCCGCUUCCGCUACCUCUUCUACGUGGACUUUGUGGGCAAUCUGGCGGACGACCUGCCGCAGAACGCGCUGCGGCAUCUGCAGGAAGUCACUGACUUUAUGCGCGUGCUGGGCUGCUACCCCAUGCACGUGCAGGCCUCCCUUCCUUGA
Molecule: messenger RNA, 957 nt
Organism: Coccomyxa subellipsoidea C-169
Lineage: Eukaryota; Viridiplantae; Chlorophyta; Trebouxiophyceae; Coccomyxaceae
Product: PDT-domain-containing protein
Exons: 5
Coding region: 1-957 (318 amino acids)
Biological process (GO): L-phenylalanine biosynthetic process
Cellular component (GO): cytoplasm; chloroplast
Molecular function (GO): chorismate mutase activity; prephenate dehydratase activity; arogenate dehydratase activity
Source: RefSeq, a predicted model, not a curated record